AUGAACGGCAUGGAUCAUGUAGGCAACUGCCUCAAAUUUAAGACGAAAUUCUUCUUCUGUUGCGGCUUGACGGCCGUGGCGCUGCUUCUGCUGCACGUCAUCGGCCGACAAACUGCACUACUUAGCAUUGCUGUGCGUUCGCCGCCGCCGUCCGUAAUGCGAAUAGACUCCCUGGGCGUCUUCAGCGAGCCCGAGCUGACAGCGUUCGUGGAGGCGCUGCGGAGUAGCUCCUUGGAAGAGAUCCACAAGACACAUCUCGGCUCGUGGGCAGCGAGGAAAGGACUCAACAACAUCGGCACCCUCAGUAAUGGGGACAAGGUCCUGAUGAAGGAGAGGGGCAAUAGCUACCAAAUGCAGUCCGAACUAUUCUCGUACUACCUCAACUGCUACCUGGAGCUAUGGAACGCUCCGCCAACUGCCCUGGGCUGCGCCAGCAAAAUAAACGGGAAAAUGAUGCUCGCGGCUCCCAUGGGUGGGGCUCCGGAAGGCACCAGCUACGAUGGAGCCGAGAACUCGACUUGCUUCAUAAUCUACAAGUACGUGGAGGGCCUGAAAGACACCGUCUACAUGCCCGACCACGCUACCAGCCUGGAGGCCGUCUCCAGGUCCCCGCGGGAGCUGAACCGCCUGCUGGAGUGGAGCGACCUCAUCCUGUUCGAUUUUCUGACUGCACACGGGGACCGGCUCCUCGACAAUAAUCUCCAGCUAGCCCCGCACGUGGACUUCAUCGUGCCGCUGAAGAGAGUGUCGAAUCUUGCCAAGUCCUCCACGGGGGAGCUAGUGCUCAUCGACCACGAAGCCACCUUCCACAGAAGCUACGCAAAGGCCAGAAUUAGCUCAGUGAUGAGAGGAAGGCUGCUUUACUACCUGAGCACCGUGUCAGUGUUCCGGAGGCGCACGCUGGAGAGAGUGUGCUGGCUAUGUGCGCAGAGUGACCCUGCCGCCGUUCUAGAAGACUACAUAAGUAAACACGACCCAGACUCUCUCCUCAUAUCCUCUGGACUGGAACCAGAGGACAGAACAGAGCUCAAAGAGCGUCUGUUGCAAGUUUGCAGCAAUACUUGCCACUUACUCAAGCAUUAG
Geodia barretti is the source of this 1083-nucleotide messenger RNA. The record is from the annotation of a GenBank genome assembly. NCBI's taxonomy places the organism in Eukaryota, Metazoa, Porifera, Demospongiae, Tetractinellida, Geodiidae.